Molecule: messenger RNA, 1907 nt
Organism: Bolinopsis microptera
Lineage: Eukaryota; Metazoa; Ctenophora; Tentaculata; Lobata; Bolinopsidae
Exons: 8
Coding region: 1-1443 (480 amino acids)
Source: RefSeq, a predicted model, not a curated record
AUGCCUGCUGAACUACUUUCGAUGCUCCUCAUAUACCUGCUCCUUCUCCACGGUGUCUCCUCCGCACCCCUCCCAGAGUUUAACCUACAGAGUGGUGGUAGAGGUGUUCAGAGGGAGAUUCCCACUUUUGAUGGGGUCGACUGGACCCGUUCUAAACGUGGAGUUUGUUACGAUAAGGGGAGUGAAAAGAACGUUGCUAUGGGACAUCAGUUUUAUCUAGACUGUGGGAGAUGUACUUGUGAUAGAUACGGUUUCUGGUGUAUCCCCAAGUGUUCACCCUACUACAACCCGGACUUAGAGAACUGUGUGGAAAUAGUUGACAGUCCUGACCCCUGUUGCCCUCGUCGGGAGUGCCUCCGUUACAAGGACCCCUCUAAGGGUCCCACCACCAACCCUUGGGGCAAAGGUACAAUGACACAAGACGGUUUAGAUAACCUAAUGGUAAGAACAGCGUCCGCAGAGACGGAGAGCGUAACUAUUACAGCUACUGUUACUUUAGAUGAGGGCGAAGGAACGACGAAUCCAGCAACUUCGCCAGAAUCAACCACGCAAUUUGGGGGAGCCUUCACCACGGGAAGUACCCAGAAAGUAGUUCCUAGAGCUCCUACAGAAUCAGCUACUAAAUCAGACCUUCCGUCCACUGAGCCACAGAGAGGGUCAGCAAGUUUAUCAACUGAAGCAGGGACUGGGUCAUCGAGUCCAUCAACUGAUACUCUGACUGAAAUACUGACUCCAACUAUUGCUGUAGUAACUGAAAAUUCAGUGUCAUCAAGCACAUCCUCUGCGUCCACCCAGAGACUCACAACACCCAAGAUUAAGAAGACAAGCUCAGAAAGUAGCAGAGCUCCUGUAAUAUCAACACCAGAACUCCAGUCUUCCUCCUCAGAGGGCAGGAGUUUGGGUUACAUUACAGGAACCUCAGAUAGCACUUCAGAUAGCACUGUAUCAGAUGAGCCACGUCAGCUGCGGGACGACAGCUUAUCCAGAGCCGUCACCAACUCUCUCUUUACAGUUACAGAGGGAUCCGAUCUCCCAUCUCCAGAAUCUGAUCCCCCAUCUCCAGAAUCUGAAUCUUACUCAGAGGGAUCCUACUCAACUGGAUCACCAGGACCUCAGUCUACCUCACCAAGUCAGAAACCUACUGAACAAGCACCCACUUCAACAAGGGCAGCUGUUAAAACAAGUGACUAUCCCACCAGUUCUUCAAAUCGGAACCCUUCUGAAUCAACUAGUGGUUCAGGGGUGAAUCCCCCAGAUUCAUCAACCGGUGCCAGCCAGAGUACCCAGAGUUCCCAACCCACAGGAACAACCGAAUCAGCUGCUCCAAUAACUAAGGACUCAUUUUCGGAAAUAAGUUUAAAAACGGAGGUCUUUUCAACAGAGACUGUGACCAUGUCAACGUCUGAGGACAGUGGAAUAAACUCCACUCCAGAUUAUUACUAAGUUACUAAUACUAGGAAACCUAUGAGACUGCGGUAGGGUCAAAAUAAAAGUAGGGGCCAGUGCAAAAUUAGAGAAUGCUUUGUGUUGGGACAAUGUUUCCGAGUUGCUGAUCGGACGAUAAGAGACCUGCAACUUCUGUGUAGAUAUAGGAUGAAGUGCUAGUCAUAGACUGCAAGCUAGGUGUGACGAUUAUCUAGUUCAUUGAAAUGACCAAGGCGUGGCCAAAAGAUACUGAUGUUACGAAACGAAUGACCAUGCCGAGUGAGCCAGCGACGCUUCUCCGUAGAUCUGGGAUUUUGCAACGAUAUGAUAAACAAAUGAGUAGUGCGAUAAUAUCUGUUGGUCGUAGAAUACAUGUAUUUGAAAACUUUAUUGACUGAUAUUGUAAAGAAUCUGAAACAAAUCUGCUCAAUUAGGCAUUGAGAUGUUAGAUGUGUUAUUGUUUUGUUUUUCGCUGACGCAAA